AUGUCGUACCCAUCCCCGGGUGCCGAGGCCCUUGAUGCAGGCCCAUUCUAUCAUACAAGCACUCGCGAUGAAGCGCAUGAGCAUCAUGAUCAUGAGGAGCACCAGCAGCCGCAUGAUCAGCAUGACCCCAACCAGGUCCACGCACCAGAGCAGGACCAUGGCCAGGUGCCUACACAUGAGCCAUCUUCUCCCCAGCAUCACAUCGCAAGACCCCCCAACCUGGAAGAGCUUCAAUUGGCGGCUCAGCUUGGGCAGGGCUUGGCUGGAACAGCUCUAAUUCCGGCCACCGACCCCAAUAUGAACGUGGAGGAUCCCAGCAUGCGUAACAUUAUGCCACCUGAGCCGGACCAGCAUCAAACACCAUCGUACGUCCAUGAGGCACCCACAUCUGAUCAUAUGGUCACGCAUACCAUACCCGUUCCCGUGGGACCGCCGCUGCCGCCGCAGUAUUCCAUGGGAGAUGGUAUCCCUCCGCGAAAACGAUCAAAGGUGUCUCGUGCUUGUGAUGAAUGUCGACGAAAGAAGAUUAAAUGCGAUGCUCAGUCAGAUACCGGCGAGAGUCCCUGCUCUAGCUGUGCUCGGUCUUCCAUGCGAUGUCUGUUUAGCCGCGUUCCCCAGAAGCGUGGCCCCAGCAAGGGAUAUAUCAAGGAACUAGCGGACAGAAUACAUAGCAUCGAGAACAAGCUGGAGUCUGAGGGUAGCCUUACCCAAGACGAAAUUGACCGACUUCUAACGCCAGGGAGCCAUCGCGCUUACAACGGCUUAGUCCCUGCUGAGGAAGCAGGUCGGAAGAGAGCAUUUUCGAGCAUAUCGGCGAGUGACUUUAACGCAACUGCUCCGCGUCAAGCACCAUGGGGCCCAGAGCCACGGCCAAUACUCCCGGCGCCCGCAUCUUCGGACACCUUUGCAGGAGCAGGGUAUGCCAACAAUUCGCUUGCCCCUCAGCCUGCUGCUGUCAAGGCGGAAGCAGCUCCCCAAAAGCCACCCGUUGCGUCCAUGGACUCGCAGAUAGUAGACACAGAAGAAGUGCCAGAGGUUGAUGAAGAUUCUUUGCAUGACUAUCUCGCCCAUGUUCAAGCCAUAUAUCCCAUACUGCCAACUGGAAAAGCAAGGAUCCAGUCUUUGCUGUCACAGUGCCCCUCGUCUGUAAGGACAGCAUUUAUCACAGCACUUCAAGCGAUAGGCCAAUCAUCAGGGGAUACGCAAACUGCGAGCUCCCUUCUUCACGAGUGGGAGAGUAGUGAGGCGCCACACUCGCGCGCCACCGAUAUUGUCCAUGCCCAAACACUUCUCCUCUUGAUAAUCGAUGCGGACUGGCGGUCUUCGUCGCAGCUACCAUUUCUUCUGGCAAGGGCAGUAGCGCUCGCCAACACAAUGAAGUUGUGGAAAUUUACGCCAAUCGAGUCGGCUUCAGAGUCGGAUUCAGAUGACCAGCUGUGUGUGCGGAUUUGGUGGUCUCUUGUACUUAUGGAUCGCUGGCAUGCGGCUGGAACCGGAAAGCCAUCGCAGAUCCCCGAUAGCAGCGUCGUGGCACCGGCUGGACUGGAGAACACCGUGGGUGAGGUGUGCUAUUACUUGAUUCGUCUAUCAAAAUUAUUGAAUCGGAUUGCAUUCGUUAUUUCUACAAUGCAGCCGGGAACAUCUACCGCUGAACCAGCCAUGGCCGCUAUUCUGGUGGAUUACAUUGAGAAUUAUCGAGAAGAUCUUCCAGGUCACAUCGAGGCUGUAUCAUAUCCUCUAGUACAUCUUGCGUAUUGGCACUGCAAGCUACUAGUGACACUUUUAACGCCUGGAGCUACACCAACGGAAACACUGUGGCCAACCUCUGAGCUCGCCACUUUACUGCUGGCAAACGCUCAUCUUAGAAGCCCUUUCACCAAUCACUUUGUGUCUCUAGUUACUAUGUCGCUGGCCAGACUCGCCAAGAUGGACAGCUCUCGCGAAGGCGCUACUAGACUCAUGAAGGAGAUCCUGGAAAAGCCUACUGGAGGCCACUGGGAUAGUGUAAGAGAAAAGUUGACAGAGCAGCUGCGGCCAACAUCAUCAGUGGAAGCUACUGCAAGCCAGGGCUUACAGCACCUGGCAGAUUUGGCGACAGCACAUGAAGGCAUUGCGCCUGGAUCAGAUGAUAUCGCAUUUGGUCACACGUUGGCAUCGGGCUAUCUAGACGUCGCUUAA
This is a messenger RNA of Trichoderma asperellum CBS 433.97, 2178 nucleotides long. RefSeq lists its product as uncharacterized. Gene Ontology annotation, biological process: DNA-templated transcription. Gene Ontology annotation, cellular component: nucleus. Lineage: Eukaryota; Fungi; Ascomycota; Sordariomycetes; Hypocreales; Hypocreaceae. Gene Ontology annotation, molecular function: DNA binding; zinc ion binding; DNA-binding transcription factor activity, RNA polymerase II-specific. The record is from RefSeq and is a predicted model, not a curated record.